Laccaria bicolor S238N-H82 is the source of this 264-nucleotide messenger RNA. RefSeq lists its product as uncharacterized. The record is from RefSeq and is a predicted model, not a curated record. The coding region runs from base 1 to 264 and encodes 87 amino acids. The transcript is spliced from 5 exons. Gene Ontology annotation, molecular function: ATPase inhibitor activity. Gene Ontology annotation, cellular component: mitochondrion. NCBI's taxonomy places the organism in Eukaryota, Fungi, Basidiomycota, Agaricomycetes, Agaricales, Hydnangiaceae. Gene Ontology annotation, biological process: negative regulation of ATP-dependent activity.
AUGCUCGCCGCUGCCCGUAUCUCUGUUGCUCGUCGCCUUCCUACCGUCUUUGUAGCCCGCUACACGGACGGCCGCGUUGAGGGUACUGUUGCUCAGUCCAAGGGCUUCAGCAAAAAAGAAAAGGCACAUGAAGACGAGUAUAUUCAUCGCCACGAAAUGGAGCUCCUCCAAAAGAUGAAGAAACAAAUUGAGGCGAGAAAAAAGGAGCUGGAAGAGCUCCAAGCACAAGCUAACGAGCUGGCUGGCAGUUAUAAGAAAGAAUAA